GACGCUCGGCCCCGCUCCUCACACGGCCCGCUCCUCACACGGCCCGACGCAGGCGGGCGUCCUAGGCUCCUCCGCCCCUCAUUGUCCCUUUCCUCUGGAACCUACGGCUUGGGAAUAUCUGGUAUCUCCCCUCAAAGGACGUGAGUUUACAGCAAUUACUGAAGCCGAGACUUGGUAGGUGCGGUCUCCCCGGCUUGUGUUGCACCGUUGAUUGCUUAUUAGUUUAAGGUACUGUUUUUUGCUUUUUAGUCUUCUUAAGCUCCGCCCAUAGGGUCUCCUCUACUCCAUAUCUGUGGUCUCGGGUCACUUGGAACCUUCCUAAUCCACCAACCUUUCCUCCCUCAGUAAACUCUGUUGUUACUUUGAGAGGCCCGUGGUCUAAUUUCCUUUCAGUGGAAAAUGCUGAGGUAACAUAUAUCGUGCACGAAACAGAUAGUAAUUUGUUACUAGAGAGAAAGUCAUUAUAAUUGAGAACUGGCACUGAAUAAUUUUGUAAAUAUACCAAAACACUUGUUCAGGAACCAGCUUAGACUUUCAUCUUUGCAACUGGUGGUGGAGCUGGAGUUCUUUCUCCAGUGUUAGGGAGUCCUAUUACUGUCCUUUUCUGGUUUAUAUGACCAAGGUCAUAAAUUGACUACAGAGACUCUUCAUUUUAGGAGAUUAUUUUUAGUGAUGCUGGUUACAUGUAUGAGCUCUAGAAUCAGAGAAAAACAUAAAAUGGUCUCUAUGCUCAGACAUUUCCAACUCUUUGAGACCCCAUGGAGUGUAGCCCGCCAGGCUCCUGUGUCCAUGGGAUUUCCCAGGCAAGAAUACUAGAGUGGGUUGCCAUUUCCUAAUCUUGGGGAUCUUCGGACUCAGGGAUAAAACCCCCAUCUCUUGCAUCUCCAUUGGCAGGAGUAUUCUUUACCGCUGAGCCACCUGGGAAGCCUCUUUGGUCUGAUACUAGUGUUUAAUUUGAAUUAAAGAAGUGAGUUUUGGUUGGUAGUUUUCCAGUCAGUGAGACCCAGUGUGGAUAAUGCUGAUUUAUGGACUGCUGACAAGUACAGUGGGAAGUGGUAUAUAAUAGUGAGAAAGUAUCUUAAGAGAUCAGAGAAUCUGAAGUCAUUUGAGAGAUAGUUUCAGGUUUUGUGCAUUACGGUUGACUGUCAGUGCUACAGUAAACCUAAGGUGAUUAUGUGGGGCAGUGGACAAGGAGCAGUUAGCUUCAAGUAAUGAGGCCUGGUUAUUUGUGGGAAGGUUGUUGGUGGAAUAUUGUCAGAGAUAAAAAUUAGGUUGAAAAUGCUCCUAGCUAACAGACGUUUGACAGAGAGUGACUCUCUAUGAGGAGAGACUCGCCUAAACUUACCUGGACUUCCUGAGGAGGAGGAUGGGCCCAAGAGGCUGUUGCUGAUUUACCAAGGCUACUAUGUCUGAAGCUCCGAAUGGUACCUGUUUUUCUCCAGCCUGCAUUCCCCUCAGGAUGCAAGCCAUUCUGCAGCAAAUUCCUGAAGCCGAGACUUGGUAGGUGCGGCCGACCAUUGGGAACCUGAGACCUCUGAAGACUUGUGUUGCCUGAGGAAGCCCUGAAGUUGAGGAAGAGGAAAGAAAAGGAGUCAGGCAUGGCUCUUUCUCAGGAACAACUGACCUCUGAGGAUGUGGCCAUCAAAUUCACUCAGGAGGAGUGGGAAUUCCUGGACCCUGCUCAGAGGGCCUUGUACAGGGAUGUGAUGCUGGAGACCUACAGGAACCUGCUGUCUGUGGAUAUCUCUCCUACACAUGUGAUCAAGCAUUUACAACCCAAAGCAAACAGUGAUAAACGAGAACCAUUCCAAACAUUGAUGCUGGGAAGAUCUGAAAGCUGUGAAAUCAAACAUUUUCAUCUUAUGGAAAGUCAGGAAAACAUGUGUGACUUUGAGUGUCAGGGGAGAGAUGACAAAAGAAAUCACAAAGGAACACCUGUAAGCCUUAAUGGAAAUGUGCCUGAUGGAAGAGAUUCACAUUAUAGAAAGGAUGCAGGAAUCAAGCCCUUUGGAAACAGGCUUGGGUUUAACUUUCAGGAAAAACUGCAGAUAUUUCAAACUGGCAGGACAAUUUCUGAAUAUAAUGAGGUUGAGAGGUCUGUCAACAACAGUUUGUCAUUUUCACCACUUCAAAGAAUUCCUCCUUGUGUCCAAACCAGUGUUUCUAAUAUAUAUGGGAAUGAUUUUAGGAAUCUUUCAGUAAUAACACAAGACCUCAAAGCACACAGGGAAAAACCUUACAAAUGUGAUGAGUGUGGGAAAGCCUAUCUUAAGGACUCAUACCUCAUUAAACAUCAGGCCAUCCAUACAAGAGAGAAACUACAUAAACAUGAAGUCGGUGACAAAUUGUUUGCUCAAAGUUCACAGCUUGCACGUCAUUUGAAAAUUCAUUCUGAAGUGACAUGUUACAAAUAUAGUGAGUAUGGCAAAACCUUUACUGAUAGCUCACACCUCAGGAGACAUCAGAAAAUUCAUCCAGGAGAGAAACUAUUUAAAUGUGAUAUCUGUCACAAAGUCUUCAGUCAAAAUGCAUACCUUGCUGUUCAUCAGAGGGUUCAUACUGGAGAAAAACCUUACAAGUGUGAUGAGUGUGGCAAGGCCUUUCGUGUAAAGUCAAUCCUUUUAAGGCAUCAGACAGUUCAUACUGGAGAGAAACCUUACAAAUGUGAUGAGUGUGGCAAGGCCUUUACUGAUAGCUCAAACCUCAGGAAACAUCAGAAAAUUCAUACAAGAAAGAAAUUAUUUAAAUGUGAUAUACGUGACAAAGUCUUCAGCCAAAAUGCACACCUUGCUGGUCAUCAGAGGGUUCAUACUGGAGAAAAACCUUACAAAUGUAAUGAGUGUGGCAAGCACUUUAGUCAGCUUUCACAGUUGAUAAGUCAUAAGAGAUUUCAUGCUGCAGAGAAACCUUACAAAUGUGAUGAGUGUGGCAAGGCCUCUCGUGACAAGUCAACCCUUUUAAGUCAUCAGAGAGUUCAUACUGGAGAGAAACCUUACAAAUGUGAUGAGUGUGGUAAGGCCUUUCGAGUAAAGCCAGUCCUUUUAAGGCAUCAGAAAGUUCAUACUGGAGAGACAUCUUACAGAUGUGAUGAGUGUGGCAAGGCCUUUUGCCUAAAGUCAGUCCUUUUAAGGCAUCAGACAGUUCAUACUGGAGAGAAACCUUACAAAUGUGAUGAGUGUGGCAAGGCCUUUCGUGAAAAGUCAACCCUUUUAAGUCAUCAGAGAGUUCAUACUGGAGAGAAACCUUACAAAUGUGAUGAGUGUGGUAAGGCCUUUCCUGUGAAGUCAGUCCUUUUAAGGCAUCAGAGAGUUCAUACUGGAGAGAAACCUUACAAAUGUGAUGAGUGUGGUAAGGCCUUUCGUGUAAAGUCAGUCCUUUUAAGUCAUCAGAGAGUUCAUACUGGAGAGAAACCUUACAAAUGUGAUGAGUGUGGUAAGGCCUUUCGUGUAAAGCCAGGCCUUUUAAGGCAUCAGAGAGUUCAUAGUGGAGAGAAACCUUACAAAUGUGAUGAGUGUGGCAAGGCCUUUCGUGUAAAGCCAGUCCUUUUAAGGCAUCAGACACUUCAUACUGGAGAGAAACCUUACAAAUGUGAUGAGUGUGGCAGGGCCUUUACUGACAGCUCAAACCUCAUGAGACAUCAGAAAAUUCAUACAGGAAAGAAAUUAUUUAAAUGUGAUAUAUGUGACAAAGUCUUUAGCCGAAGUGAUCACCUUGCUGGUCAUCAACGGGUUCAUUCUGGAGAGAACCCUUACAAAUAUAAUGAGUGUGGCACGCACUUUAGUCAACCUUCACAGUUCAUAAGUCAUAAGAGAUUUCAUACUGGAGAGAAACCUUACAAGUGUGAUGAGUGUGGCAAGGCCUUUCAUGCAAAGUCAACCCUUUUAAGGCAUCAGACAGUUCAUACUGGAGAAAAACCUUACAAAUGUGAUGAGUGUGGCAAAGCCUUUCGUGUAAAGUCAACCCUUUUAAGUCAUCAGACAGUUCAUACUGGUGAGAAACCUUACAAAUGUGAUGAGUGUGGAAAAGUCUUCGGUCAAAAACCACAUCUUCGCCUUCAUUGGAGAACUCAUACUGGAGAGAGACCUUAUAGAUGUAAUGAGUGUGGCAAGUUCUUCAGUCGAAAUUCACACCUUACAAGUCAUCGGAGAAUACAUAUAGAGAAACCUUUCAAAUGUUUCAAGUGUGGAAAAUCCUUCACUCAGGUCUCAGCACUCACUAAACAUCAGAAAAUCCAUACAUGAGAGAAACUUAUGUGAAUGUGGUAUAUGGUAGAAGUCUUCAAAAUUCAAAGUUCAAACUUCACACCCUACUGUUGGUCAGAGAAUUCAUACUACUGAGAAACCAUACAAAUAUGAUGAGUGUGGCAACAUCUUAGGCUUCAUGGGAAAAUUCAUACUGGAUAGAAGCCAGAUAUAUAUGUGUUUAUUAGUCAGGUUAGAACAUGUCAGGUAGAACAUGAAUUCAUUCUGGAAAGAUUCCUCACCAAUUUCACAAAUGUGAAAGAAAAAACCCUAUCCUCACAGCUCACAUCUCGCCAGUAGCGUCAGAGUAUUUAUCCUGGAGAAAACACACAGCAAUGUCAAGUGUGUGGCAAGGAUCUUACCCCAAAGUCACAAGAUAGGAACAUAGUGGAGCCAUACUUCCCAGACUCAGUGGUUGUGGCUAGUCCUUUACCUUUUUCUAUGUAUUCUCUGAUGACUUUAGUUCAGGUACUCAGCCACUGGAGUAAGCCUAUAUUUGCAGAGAAGCUAUAUAGAUCUUUUUGUGUAAAAGAAACCCGAAUUCUAACUCAGCAAAGAUGAUUCUUUGGGACAGUAAUCCACCAUCUUUUUGGUCUCUUGGCUUUCUGAAUAAAGUCACUAUUCCUUGCCGAACAAAUAGUCUCUCAGUUUAUUGGCCUGUUGUGUGGUGAGCUCUAAGAGCUUGGCUUUGGUAAUACAUUGAUCAAAUGCAUUUGCUACACACGUUUCAUGAUGGUCUCUGGGAAGGAAUCAGUGAGAUGAAGGGGCCGAUUUCAUCAGAUAUGAUUCAUUCACAUCCUUGUUUCCUGGAAAAACACACAGCCUGAGUUACAAAAUUCAGUAGUGUGUGUGAAUUAGCAACAGCGAGGGUGGAAAAUAAUGUAAACCUAAGAUAUGACUCAUCAUGGUCAGUAGGAUCAGGAAGCCCUUCUGUACAUAGUCCAGCCUGUUAUAAAACAUAAUAUUCUACCAACUGACCUUGAGAAGAGUAGGCAAGAUGUUAAAAGGACUGGGCUUUUCGUAGGAGGAGAGGGACAGUGACCAGGGACUGAUGGUGUGCUAGGAACAAUGCAUAGGAAAAGGGUCAUGUUCUCCAUUGGAUAGAAAUAACUGUUGUAUGUAUGAUUAAAGAAGAGUUACUCUUAUCUGUGGAAAAUGAAGACAGAGCUGUCACGGUCCUUGUAGACCGGGACCUGGGGACUGGAUUCGAUGAGAAGAAGGACACAGGGGACCCAAGUCUCAAGUGAAACAAGGGUGCUUUAUAUGCAGAACCACAUGUUUCUAUAUCUUCAUACAAGACAGCUUUAGGCAGUAAAAAAAUUGAGCAGAAACAAAGCCAAGCAAAUAAUCUUCAAAGCGCCAGAAAGCAUUCAAUAUCCUGAGUAAGAGGGGCAUAACUCAAUAGAUUACCUUUAAGUGAAAGUUCACUGAAGGGAGUCUCUGAAAGGAAUCCAAGGAGGUGCCCUAUCUCGUGAUCUCAGUCCUGAGAACUGCGUGCAGCUCUGCUCAUUCCUGUUUUCCAGGAACUGAUAAGGAAUAGAGAGUCCUUGAGAAAUUGGCACACAGAAGAAGAAAAUAGCAUAUUGGAUCCCUUAAAGUUGAACGUCCCCUGACAGUUCCCCCUUUUUAAUUUUUCCUUCAUUGGGGAUGACUGUAGACACUUUUGUGAAAAAGGCCCUGACGAAUUGAGUUUGUGUAGUUUGAACAAUUUUAGUUGAAAGGCAUCAGUACAUUACCAAUAUAAUCACCAGGAUAAUUAUCAGCGUUAUAGUUCCAGAUCCAGUACUAUGUGUAAUGCCUUGAAACCAUCUUCGAGGGUCUAACCCAGAUAAUUGAGCAGCAAGCUGUUCAGCUAAGGUUUCCAAAUGUUGGAAGAGAGUAGACUCUUAGAGAAGGUUUCAAGGAUUUCCUUUUGCAACAAUUGUACAUUUAAGGAAGCAUUAUUCUGUAUAUCUCGUAAAUGAAAUUUGAUUUGUUCCCACUUGUAAGCACUGUGGUUGAACCGAAGAGGAGUGAUACAAAAUUGAUGUGAAUUCCAAUCACAAUUUAAUAAUACUUGUUUUUGUAAAUCUAUUAAUUGAUCUCCAACCCAUUGGAUGGCUAUUUUUAAUUCCUGAAUUUUAUCUUCAACUUAUUCAUCUACCUGUACCUGAGUGACCCAUAUAGUAUGAGCAUCUUUAGUCAAAUUGUGAAUAAAGUUUUGUGUUUGAAUUGAAGUUUGUAAAGCAAUGUCUGCGAUGGCUAUUAACCCCAAAAUGCCA
Molecule: messenger RNA, 6502 nt
Organism: Cervus elaphus (red deer)
Lineage: Eukaryota; Metazoa; Chordata; Mammalia; Artiodactyla; Cervidae
Product: zinc finger protein 665-like
Exons: 5
Coding region: 1599-4241 (880 amino acids)
Biological process (GO): negative regulation of transcription by RNA polymerase II
Molecular function (GO): DNA-binding transcription repressor activity, RNA polymerase II-specific; RNA polymerase II cis-regulatory region sequence-specific DNA binding
Source: RefSeq, a predicted model, not a curated record